Syngnathoides biaculeatus (alligator pipefish) is the source of this 6197-nucleotide messenger RNA. RefSeq names its product oxidative stress induced growth inhibitor family member 2 (gene osgin2). The record is from RefSeq and is a predicted model, not a curated record. The coding region runs from base 1105 to 2784 and encodes 559 amino acids. Lineage: Eukaryota; Metazoa; Chordata; Actinopteri; Syngnathiformes; Syngnathidae. The transcript has 7 exons.
AAAAUACGUUUCAUGUCAUAAGAAGUCACAUUUUGGCAUCCGCUCACUCCAGUUGAUACUUAGUUAUAUUAGUAGGGAGUGAUCGGGUUAAGACGGUCUCGACCUAAGACUUUUCGACUUUACUUCCCCCGUCUGCCAUUUUGCCUGGGUAAUGCUUGUCUGUGUUUGUGCGCGGGGAGUAUCUUUGCAUUUUUCGCCCUCCUUUUUCGACAUUAUCGCACCAAAGAAGAAAGCUGUGUCUUUAAGCAAUGCUUCUGCAGCCAAAAGAAAAUCUAUUACCAAGGAAACGAAGCGCAAGAUCAUAAAAAGAUUGGAGAAAGGAGAGACACCAACACCACCAAGGCUUCAGUCGGUCGAUUGUGGUGACAAUGAUUAAAGACAAAGCCCGUAUUUUAGCGCAUGUGAAGGGUUCCGUUCCGAUGUCGGAUGCAAUGAACACAAGACAAGGUUCUUUGAUACUUGUCGAGAUGGAGAGGAUUGAGAACUAGGUUCCUCCUUCUUUUCCAUCCACCUCUCAGCAGUAAUGCUAAGUACAUCAUCUUGUUUAUUUCAAUGUAUUUGUUUUUUAUACAAAGUAUUUUAUUGUAAAUUCUGACUUUCAUGGUGGAAUCCGCCAUAAGUCGAAAUCCGAGUUAAGUCGCUACUGUAGGAACGGAUCUCAGUUGACUCCCUGUAUUAAUAUUAGAAAAGAUUCUGAUCACAGCUUUUUAUGAUGUUAGUUCGUCUGCUGUAUUCCUACUUAAGAGUAACCCUUCCUGAGGUACCUUCAUUUCCUAACCGCAAUAUCAACGAUAUUAUGAAUCAUGGCACUAUCGGAUCAUUCUUUUUAAGCAGCCGAAUGAAACUGCACAUUUUGAAAUGGACUUUUAUUGAGAGCAGCCUACAGUAAACCUGUGCAUUUUCAUGGAGUCUAAUCAACAAUCAGGUCGAUCUUCAGACGAUCAGCUGGAAGUGCGUGGAUCGUGGUGUGUGGGUAUAGAUCCUCCGACCAGCAUCACCGUAUUUACACGCCAAAAGCGUCGCCGUCGGUCGUGAUCACAGGACACGGCGGGGAGGAAGAGACACAAUCCACCGCGAGUGCCUGAUCUGGCCCAGACUCCAGCCAUGCCUCUUCUGGAAGAAACCACUCAACCACAACCGCACCCACCCAUUCUUCCAGUCGUCAUCAUAGGCAAUGGGCCAUCGGGUAUUUGUCUGUCAUACCUGCUCAGUGGCAACAAGCCAUAUCUCGACCCGACAACAGUCCACCCAAACCCAAUACUAUAUAGAAAACUGCAGGAGACCAAACACCUAGCCAUCACUGAACAGGACCUAGAAUAUUUGAGUGAAGGUCUUGAGGGACGGUCAAGGAACCCCGUGGCUGUGCUGUUUGACUCCCUACUGCACCCAAAUGCUGAUUUUGGUUAUGAGUACCCUCCCGUGGUUCAGUGGAGGAGGGACAAGCAACAACACAUCCCACAUCUUGUUUUAGGGAGAGCAACGCCUGGAGGAGCCUGGCAUGCAAUGGAAGGUUCCAUGCUAACAAUAAGUCUUGGCAUCUGGAUGGAGCUUCCUGGGGUAAACUACAGAGACCUGAUCAGUGGAAAACGAAGGGAUGCCACCAGUGACAGGGCCACCCCUGAAGAGAUCUCAUCCUAUUACCGCAAUUAUGUGAAGCUAAAAGGCCUCCAAAAGAAUUUUGUUGACAACACCUCAGUGACCUCAGUCCAAAGACUCUGCAGGGACCAAAAGAUUGAGAAUCUGGAAAAUGGACAUACUUGUCUUCGAGACCAAACUGUGGAUGAUGGUGGAAAUGACAGCUUUGAGGGAAAUGGUAUAGAAUGUAUUCGUGAUGGGGGACUUGGGCCACUCUGGGAAAUAAGGGGAUACCAACAAGUGCAGAACAACGCUCACGCCCCCUUCUGUCUGUUUGCGGAGAAUGUAGUCCUUGCCACUGGUGCAUCUGAUUCACCAAUUCGAUUAAAUGUGGACGGGGAGGACCUACCCUUUGUGUUCCAUAGCGUCUCAGAAAUGGGGUUGGCUAUUAGUCUGCAUAAACUGGACACAACAUCAGAUCCAAUAUUAAUAGUCGGUGCCGGUUUAAGUGCCGCAGAUGCAGUUCUGUGUGCUUGCAACUGCAAUGUUAGAGUGCUGCAUGUCUUUCGAAAGAGCGUUGAUGACCCUGACCUCAUCUUCAAACAGUUGCCUAAGACCUUGUACCCAGAGUAUCACAAAGUCUACAACAUGAUGUGCUCUCAGACCUACAAAAAUGUGGUUCCCUCAUCUUCUUCAAACAGAGCUCAGACAAUGUGUACUGCUUCUUCAGUUUGUGCCAAGAUGUGCCGCAAGCCACAGUUGGCCACAGCUAACAUGGCCAAUAACGCCAGCAUCAGCCUCUUUUCAGACUACACGAGUUUCCCCGGACACUGCGUGGUGUCCUUGGAGUCAGAUAAGAGGUGCUUGCUACAGGGGAACAAUUCCCUGAGGGCGUUUAAGAUCUCCAUGGCCCUGGUUCUGAUUGGAACCAACCCCAAUUUAUUUUUCUUUAAGGGCCAGGGCCAGUAUCUGGGUCGAGAUCCCACAAAGCCCAUAUCCUGCAAACAUAACCCAAUUGACAUCCACCCGUACACCUUUGAGUGUACUAGGGAGCCUGGGCUGUUUGCUAUGGGCCCACUGGUGGGAGACAAUUUUGUCCGCUUUUUGAAAGGCGGUGCCUUAGGCAUCGCCUCCUGCCUUCUGAAGAGACUCAACAAGAAAGGGAAGCUGAUUAGCAAUGGAGAAAACACGUUAAUUGGAAAUGACUAAUGUAAAAGAGUUAAUACAGUGGCGAAAAUAAUUAUUUUAUAUCACAGAGUUUGUAAGUUAACUCACUGACAAAGACAUGAGCGGUCAAUAAUUUUAAUAGUAAGUUUAUGUUAACAGUGAGAGACAUCAAUUCAUUUUCCAUACCGCUUAUCCUCAUGUGGGUGGGACAUGGGUGUGCUGCAGCCUAUGCCAGCGAUCUUUGGGCUAGAGGCAGGGUACACCCUGAACUGGUCACUUACCAAUCACAGUGUUCAUAUAAACAUCCAUCCAUUCAGUCACAUUCACUGCAGGCAAUUUAGUCUUCAAUCAACCUACCAAGAAUCAUUUUGGGAUGUGGGUGGAAACCAUAGUACCUGGAGAUAACCCAUGGAGGCACGGAGAGAACAUGGAAAUCUCCACACAUGCAACCCCAGAUUUGAACCAAGGGUCCUCAGAACUUCAAGGCAGAUGUGAUUACCAGUAGUCAACCGUGCUGCCAGAGACAGAAUGUCGAAAAGAAAAUCCAGAGAACCACAUUAAAAAAAGACCAAAUUGUAUUUGCAUUUGCUUGAGUUAAACAAGUAUUUGAUCUCCUACCAACUAAAAAGAGUUCUCAGUAGCACAGACUAGUCCUCUCACUUUGAAAAAGUACUCCUAAUCUAAACUUGUUGGCUGUAUGAGAGGCACCUACCUCAACUUGUUACCUGUAUCCAGACACCUGUCCACAGAAUCAAUCAGUCAGAUACCAACUACUCCAUCAUGGACAAGACCAAAGAACUUUCUGAGGACAUCGGUGACAAGAUUGUAGACUUGCACAAGGUUGGAAUGUGCUAAAAUAUCAGUGGGAAGAGGCUGGCUGAGAACGAGACAACUGUUGGUGCAAUCAUUACAAUUGAACAAAAUUAAUGUCUGGGGUUCCUUCUAAAAUUUCACUUUGCAAGGUAUCAUUGAUCAUGAUAAAGGUUAGUCAUUAGCCUGGAACUACAUGGGAAGAGCCAGCUGAGACCACAGUCACCAAGAAAAACAUUAGUAUCACACUAUGCUGUACUGGAGGAAAAUUCCGGAGCGCCUGUCCCUCUGCUCAAGAAGGCACAUGUACAAACCUGGCCGAUAUUUGCCCAUGAACACCUGAAUGUUUCAGAGUAUGAUUGGGAAAAGAUGAUAUGGUCAGACAAGACAAAAAUCGAAAAAAAAAAAAAAAAAAAAAGGAAUCAACAUGACUUGGUGUGUUUGGAGUAAGAGGAAUUCAGACUGACUCCAAGAACACCAUUCCCACUGCCAGGGUGGAAGCAUUACGCUUUGUGGCAUUUCUCUGCUAGGAGGAUCUUGGGAAAUAUUGAUGGAGCCUUGGACCGUGAAAUCCUAGGUGACAUUUUUAUUCUCUCAGCCAGAAAACGUAUCAAAAGGGUUGUGGAUGGGAUGGAUGGAAGGAUGGAUUUCAGCAAGAAGAUGACACAAAGCACACAACCAAGGAAAUGAAUGAGUGGCUAAAGAAGAAGCACAUUAAGGCCAUGGAGUGGCCGAGCCAGUCUCCAGACCUAAAUCCCAAAGAAAAUCUGUGGAGGGAGUUCUUGGCAAGGCACAGCCUCAAAGCCUUUAGGAUUUGGAGAGGAUCUCCAAAGUGAGUGGUCCAAAAUUCCUCCCCAGAUGCGUGCAAACCUAGUGAUUAACAAGAAAUGUCUGACUUCUGUACUGGCCUACAAGGGCUUUUCCACAAAGCACAAUGUAACAUUUUGAUAGGGGGCCAAAUACUUACAGGGGAUGAAAUAUGUAUUUAACACAUAACCAUUUUUAAUCACUUAAUAUACUUCCAAAGGUGCUAUUGACCUGAAAAAAGUUCACCCGAAGUUGGGUACAACCCAAGUAACCCAUACAUACAAAGAAAGCAGAACAAAUAAGAUCAGUUGAUCAAUUAAGUUGUAUGUAAAAAUGUGAAUUGACAGGGAAAAAGUGCCAAACACAUGAAGAAAGGGAGGUGCAAAAAGGUUUGGAAAAUCAAGAGGACACCAAAACUCCAUCAAUAAUGAAACAGCAAUCCAGCCCCUUGUCAAUGCAAAUGAAGAUCAGAUGAUUCAGUCCUGACUGAUGGCCCACAAAAAGGUCUCACUGCCAAGGUGUGAGUCAAGACUGAUGUCUCAAGACCAUCGCAAAGUAAUUGUUACAAAACAUAACAAUGACAUCAGUUACGGGUGCAACUCUAAACUUCUGAACAUUUCACUGAGCACGGUUGGGGCCAUAAUACUUAAGAGGUAAGCCAGUCAUACAACCAUAAAUUUGCUCCAAUCACGUGCUCCUCAUAGGAUUUCUGACUGAAGAGUGCAAAGACUAAUCAGAAGACUUAUCUAAGAGCCCAGGACCACCUCUGGAGACCUUCAUAAUAAGACCUGGAAUUAGCAGGUACUGUUGUAGCAAGGAGAACAGUGAGUUUGCCAUGGCCUCUGUGAACACUCACCAGAUUUUUAGACUACUUGUGUGGAGGAAUGGGCAAAAAUCACACCAGAGCAAUGGAUGCAACCAGUCGGUCAAUUCAGGAGGUGUCUUGACAUUACAAAGAAAUCUUGAGAAUUAAUUAAAUACCACUUGCCGUGUUCAAUACUUUCUCCUUGUGUCAUUUCACAUUAUUACACACAACUUAAUUAAUGAUUUUAUGUGUUCUACCUUCUUUGUAUGUAUGGAUUACUUGUGUUGUUCACAAUAUCCGGUGAAAUUUGCACGUCAAUUGCAGCUUUGAAAAAUGGUCACAUUAAAUACUUAUUUCAGCUUUUGCAUUUCCUUUAAUGGAUUUCAAAAUGAUUAUAAUCAUUUGUGAUUUUCAUUGGUAUUCUGUUUCUUUCUGUUAGAAUAUACAUACCAUUAAGAUCAGAGACCAGAGUCUAUUUCAGUGGGUAAACAAAAUAUCCUACACUGUAUAUCUUUAGAAUCAUCACUACAUCCUUCUUUCAUCCAUGAAAAGGCAUUUAGGACCACAUUUUUUUUCCGAAACAGAUGUUUGAAUUUCCAGGAACCCAAGCUACGAUGUGCCAACAUUUUUAAAUAUGCCCAUUCGUUUUGGAAGCUCACAACUGAAAAGAGAUCGCACUUUCAUUCGGGAUUUUUUUCCCCCAUGUUCCAGCUUUCAAUUUAUCUAACACUUGCUGUCAGCUACUAGAAGAAAGAAUCUCAAAAAGGAGAAUGUACUCAAAACCACUGAAAGAUAAACAUUUCGACCAGGCUACAGCCUCAAAUUUUAUUUCUGAAGUAAACAACACAAAACUAAUAUCGUAAUGUUUUUACUGAUGACUCUGACCCAAACCAUUUUUUUUUCCCUAAAUUGUUGAACUGAUGCGCAACUGACAGGAUUUCUUUUGCAAACCAUUUUCACCGAAUGUAUGGAUGUUGGUAUGGUUCUAAUACCUUCUAACAACUGACUAGUCUAACAUUUUUUUGAACUGUCA